Vicia villosa (hairy vetch) is the source of this 1379-nucleotide messenger RNA. RefSeq names its product enoyl-[acyl-carrier-protein] reductase, mitochondrial-like. Gene Ontology annotation, biological process: fatty acid metabolic process. The coding region runs from base 86 to 1195 and encodes 369 amino acids. The record is from RefSeq and is a predicted model, not a curated record. Gene Ontology annotation, cellular component: mitochondrion. NCBI's taxonomy places the organism in Eukaryota, Viridiplantae, Streptophyta, Magnoliopsida, Fabales, Fabaceae. The transcript has 8 exons. Gene Ontology annotation, molecular function: trans-2-enoyl-CoA reductase (NADPH) activity.
UUCAAUUAAAAAACAACGUCCUCUGAUUGAAGAGCGCGCAGCACAAGCAUCGGAGUAGGACUUGGAGAAAGAGCGAAACAGAGCGAUGAAAAUGUUGCGAUCACUCACUCUUCAACCAUCUUCUUUACUUUUCAAAUUCAAUUUCAACAUGAGUACUGUUGUAAACACGCAGGCGUUCUCCUCCGCCGCGUCACCGCCAUCGAAGGCGGUCGUAUACGAGGCACACGGCCAACCAGACGAGGUCACCAAACUGGUGAACAUUCCGGGUGUGGAACUGAAAGAGAAUGAUGUGUGCGUCAAGAUGCUGGCUGCUCCGGUUAACCCUUCCGACAUUAAUAGGAUACAAGGUGUAUAUCCCGUGAGGCCAGAACCACCUGCUGUUGGUGGUUAUGAAGGCGUUGGAGAGGUUUACUCCGUUGGCUCCGCCGUAACGUCUUUCUCUCCCGGCGAUUGGGUUAUUCCCUCUCCACCUUCUUUCGGGACAUGGCAGACAUACAUUGUGAAGGAUCAAAAUGUGUGGCACAAGGUAAACAAGGGUGUGCCUAUGGAAUAUGCUGCUACAAUUACUGUUAAUCCUCUCACUGCUCUUCUCAUGCUUGAAGAAUGCAUUACUUUGAACUCAGGAGAUGCUAUUGUACAAAAUGGGGCAACCAGCAUGGUUGGCCAGUGUGUCAUUCAGCUUGCAAAAUCUCGUGGUAUUCACAGCAUUAAUAUUAUACGGGACAGUCCUGGGGUUGAUGAAGUUAAAGAAAGACUUAAGGAUUUGGGCGCAGAUGAAGUUUUCACUGAAAAUGAAUUGGAAGGGAAAAAUGUCAAGAGUCUUCUGGGUGGUAUACCUGAACCUGCACUGGGAUUUAACUGCGUUGGCGGCAAUUCUGCUUCUAUGGUUCUCAAAUUUUUAAGACAGAGAGGAACUAUGUUGACAUAUGGUGGAAUGUCUAAAAAACCUGUCACUGUAUCUACUUCAUCCUUCAUAUUUAAGGACCUUUCCUUGAGAGGUUUCUGGUUGCAGAAUUGGAUAAGCACAGAUAAAGCUGAAGAGGGCAGGAGAAUGAUAGACCGGCUUUUGGGUCUUGUACAAGAUGGAAAGUUAAAAUAUAAGAUGGAAUUGACUCCCUUUAAAGAUUUCAAUACAGCAUUAGAUAAAGCUCUAGGAAAACUUGGUAGCCAGCCCAAGCAAGUUAUCAAAUUCUAAAUCGAAACGUGGGAUUGGAUUUUAGGCGUGUGGUUGAUAUUAAUUUUUGCGAGGAAUGAGUUCUGCAUUCUAUCUCGCUGUUAAGUACACACUUGUAGGAAUCUCAUGCUUAUAGUUAGGAAUAACAAUUGAAUUCAUACUUGAUGGUUACUUCCGAAAAAUACUUAUGAUAGGAUAAUUGCUU